GUUAGGGUUUAGGAGUGGAUGGAUUCGUCCAGCGGACCGAUCGUUCUCUCCACCUCGUCAUCCGACUCCUCCUCCUCGUCCGAUCGCAGCGCCAGCGCCAGCAGCAGCGAUUCUGAGUCUUCCGCCGUCGAGAUCGUCUCCGGGCCAGCGAAAUCAGCAUUGCCGUUUUCUUUCGCAUCUUGCCGCAAGCGCGGGACGCGCGCUCAAUGCAAGACCUGCUGCCAUUUCAAAUUCAACAAGGCGAGCACCGAGCUCACACCACAGCCGUCUCUCGAAGUUUUCUUCCGCGAUCGCUGGUGGACUGUGGAUUCCAUACGUGAAGAGGAAGCCAGUAGCGGCGCUUACAUUGUCCGCUGUGUGGAAUUCGAGAAGAAGGACGUGAGAAUAGAUUUGCAAUGCAUCAGACUUAGCAGUCGAAGGGCGAGCGACGAAGACUGCAUUCUUCUCAAAGAAGGCGUGGAUGUUUGCGUCUUUGCUCGUCACCCACAGACUAAUGUGAAGGCUUGGCAUGACGCUAACAUUGACAAAGUUCACAAAAGACCACACGACACUAAAUGCGACUGUAGGAUAAUCGUUAAACUGUACAGCAUCGGUGACAAGGUAACAGACUUGACAACACUAAAACACAAACCUGAGACUGUAGGCAUUGCGAGGAUAAAAAUCUUGCAAGCGCCCAACCACAUUGACUUCGAGGAGGUCGUGCAAGCGGCAAUCCGGCCGGGAUUGACGAAACGGGUAUGGUCUCGUGACGUUGGCUCAAUCAAGAGCAAACAUGAUGGAAGCAGAUACGGCCUGGGAAUCCAACGCCACCGUCACCACCACCACGAUCACCACCACAGACAUGGCUGCUACGAGCUCGAAGUAAUUGACGACGACUCCUCCAGCGACGACUUUGAGGCCUUGUUGGACGCAGAGCUUCGCCCGACUGAGGUACUAGACUCGGAUGAAGAGGACUACGUUGACAGACUAAACGAAAGAACGUAUGUGUCACCGAGAAAGCCUGUCCAGGGAGUACGCAGGUCGAAGGAGAAAGCGAAGAAAACCAAGAGGCCUGGGAAUGAACAGACUUUAAGGCACCGAGAGAAAAGCUCGUCUAGAAGGGACUCUUUGAAGGACAAAUCGCCCAGGGUGAAGAAGAAAAGCAAGUCUUUAAAGCGUAAGCGUGAAGAUGACAGGGCCACUCGUGGUGACAGGGCGAGCGCUCACAGAAAGAAAAGUAGAAAAAGGACAGAGACAGACAUUUACACACACUUAGGGGAGGAGAACCUUGAAAAGGAACAAGGAUAUCUAGUAAGCCUGGAAGAUUAUUGGAACAGAAAGCAUGUUAGUUUCGAGCCAGAGCCGACAAUGGAAGAGAAAAUCUUGAGGGAAAUGGAAAUGGUGUUUCCAAGAAAAACUGAAGAAGAUGAGGCACCACGCAUGAGCAGCUUUGACGAUAUAUGUGAGGUACACGACUACGUUUUGAACGAGUUGGUGGGACUUAUUUGCAGUGUAUGUGGAUACGUUGGGAUUCCUAUCGAAGAGAUGGCGCCACAUCCGGACUGGAGCUUCAGGCUGCCGCAGAACGUACUUGAAAAUCCGGAUCCCUUCAUCAGAAGGCCGGAACUCAACGAUCUAAACGACGAUCUGGCUGACGACCCUUACUUUCCCAGUACUGACACAAGAAGAAGCUUACAUGCCCAUCAAAGACGUGCCGUGCGCUUCAUGAAGAGAAACAUCGUGGACGAGGAGGGAGGCUGCAUUCUGGCACACGCCCCUGGCACCGGCAAGACGUUUGCCACGGUUUACUUCUAUUCAAAGUACAAAGAGAUCAUGGCGGGAUGCCGGCUGCUCGUGCUUUGUCCGAAGAUGGUCCAGAACGUAUGGAGAGAAGAGUUUCGGAAAUCCCAGAUGGACACACCAUUCUUCUUGAGCUCUCGGAAGUCAAGGCGGCUAGAGGUCCUCUCACGGUGGCACAGGCAACGGGGCGUGCUGGUGAUGGGCUUCACCUUGUUUAUGAAGAUGAGCUUGAAGAAGGAGUACCGCAGCUACAUGCUCGAGAGCCCGGAGCUGGUGAUCCUGGACGAGGGGCACACGCUGCGAUCGAAUGGGACGCUGCUCAGGAACGCAGUGAUGAAUAUGAAGACCAAGCUGCGGAUACUGCUGUCCGGCACCUUGUUCCAGAACACGUUCGAGGAGCUCUUCAACCUCAUCUUUCUCGCGAGGCCCAACUUCAUCCAGCAGCUCCAGAUGGAGGACCGAGCUCGGAGGUGGUUCAUCAAGGAGAUAGGCAGGAAGUUCGACGACGGUCAUGGCCACAGGGAGAUGCAAGCCGCGCAGAUGAAGCUGGUGAAGAUGACGCAGGGAUUCACGGACCACUACACGGGUGCCAUCCUCACGGAGGUCCUCCCGGGGCUACGGGACUACGAGAUAACCACGGUCAUGACGGAGCUCCAGCACAAGCUGGUGGCCGCAGUGGCGGGCACGCUCGAGAUGGACAUCACCCGGACCAGGAUCUCCAUCCACCCGCUGCUGAGGAGCGCCGAGGCCGCCGGGGGGGACUUCUCCGCCGUGGCGGCGGAGGUGGUGGACGUGCGCGCCAGCAUGAAGACGGCGUUCGUGAUGAAGCUCAUCGAGCUGUGCCAGUGCGCCAACGAGAAGGUGCUCGUGUUUGGCGAGUUCCUGGCGCCAUUCCACCUGCUGCUGCGCAUGCUGGAGCUGGAGCGCGGGUGGUCGCGGGACAAGGAGGUGGUGUUCCUCCACGGGGCGCUGGUGACCGAGGAGCGACACGAACUUAUGGACAGGUUCAACGCGGAGGGGUCCGAGGCGCGCGUGUGCCUGGCGUCCAUCCGAGCCUGCGCCGAGGGGAUCACGCUCGUCGGGGCCUCGAGAGUGGUGCUGCUCCAUCCGGUGUGGAACCCGGCGCAGACCAACCAGGCGAUCAGCCGGGCGUUCCGGCUUGGGCAGAAGCGCAAGGUGUUCGUCUACCGGCUGGUGACGGAGGUGGAGAGAGUGAAGAACUCGCGGACAAAGUGGAAGGACUUUUGCUCCGAGGCCAUCUUCGAGACGGCUGGGAGCGCCGCGCCGAGGCCGCAAGAGCCGGCGUCGCUGAGUGCGGAGGAGAUUUUCAGCGAGGACAAGCUGCUGGCGCAGAUCCACGCCGAGGGGAUGGUGUUGCGGGUGUGUUACAGGGAUCACUUCUUCGAACAGGGGGAGAAUCAAACUCCCGGCUCACAGUGAAUCGUUUCAUCCGAUUUGGGUGACAUAGCUGUCAUUUUCUUUUCUGAUGGUUACCAUUGAUUUUCAAUGAAUGGUCCAAGACAGGAAAUCGCUACCUGAUGGAAAGCUAUUCAUGCACUACACGAACAUCCCAUAGCGAGUUUUUGGGAUAACUACAAUGAGUAUAACGGCGCAAAUACAAAAGAGCUGCUCAACAAGGCGAACAAGAAGUCCCCCACUACAUGAUCCCCUCAAACAUCCAUCCCCAGAUCUAGA
This is a messenger RNA of Selaginella moellendorffii, 3474 nucleotides long. RefSeq names its product SNF2 domain-containing protein CLASSY 1. The coding region runs from base 19 to 3219 and encodes 1066 amino acids. The transcript is spliced from 6 exons. Gene Ontology annotation, molecular function: ATP binding; chromatin binding; ATP-dependent chromatin remodeler activity. Lineage: Eukaryota; Viridiplantae; Streptophyta; Lycopodiopsida; Selaginellales; Selaginellaceae. The record is from RefSeq and is a predicted model, not a curated record. Gene Ontology annotation, biological process: gene silencing by siRNA-directed DNA methylation.